AUGGGUCUUUGCUGUUCAUGCCACUCAACAUCUGUGGCCAAGUCUAUGUUGAUUUUACCUGACGGAAGCUUAAAGGAAUUCUCCUAUGCCGUCAAGGUUUCCGAUGUUCUUCAUAAGAACCCCGACACCUUCAUCUGUAACUCCGACGACAUGGAGUUCGACGAUAUUGUUUCCGCCAUUAAAGAUGACGAUGAACUUCAACCUGGUCAGCUCUACUUUGCCCUACCCUUGAAACGAUUGAAGUACCCACUUCAACCGGAGGAGAUGGCCGCAUUGGCGGUGAAAGCGGCUGCUGCAUUGGCCAAAGGUGGUUGUCGUCGUCGUCGUCAGAAAAAUAUCCGUUUCACGUUUUCUGGGGAGAAGGGGCGGGCGAGGAGCUCCAGUAAGGUGGCGGAUGCGGAGACUCUUGGGUUGAGCUACCGGAGCUACGGCGGUGGUGGUGGAAAGGGGCAGAACUUUAAAGCUAUGUUGAGUGCCAUACCGGAAUAG
Molecule: messenger RNA, 489 nt
Organism: Lactuca virosa
Lineage: Eukaryota; Viridiplantae; Streptophyta; Magnoliopsida; Asterales; Asteraceae
Source: the annotation of a GenBank genome assembly